AUGGCUGAAAGCUUGCCUGUUCCUCCUGCACCUCCUCGCUACCAAGAGCGACACGACGUGAUUCAAUACUACGGUACACACGGCAUGGCUGCCACGUUGUCCAAGAAGGACCACAUAGCCGGCAUGGUGUCGACCACAGGAACUGCGAAGCAGAGAAGUUGGCGACGCCUUGGCGCUGGCACCACCCUCUCCCAAGAGACAGAAGAGAUGCUCGUUCGUUGGGUGCACGACAUGCGCAAAGACGGGGUCCCAGUCACGCACGCAAUGCUUCAGCUCAUGGCACUCGAAGCCGCCGUGGAUGAGGGAUACAGUGAAGUGGUGGUGGGUUUGCACAAGUAA
This is a messenger RNA of Aphanomyces astaci, 339 nucleotides long. RefSeq lists its product as hypothetical. The transcript is spliced from 4 exons. The record is from RefSeq and is a predicted model, not a curated record. NCBI's taxonomy places the organism in Eukaryota, Oomycota, Saprolegniomycetes, Saprolegniales, Verrucalvaceae. The coding region runs from base 1 to 339 and encodes 112 amino acids.